AUGGAUUCGCCUUCAGAGCUCUCCGAGUACGGCAGCGAUGAUUUUCCCGAAGAUAUCAAAGGCCGCCAGUACGAAGCCACUCCUGACCACGACCCGCGCCCAAGCAAGCGACCACGACUGAACAUUCGCGCGCCAUCUUCACCACCUCAUAUCAGCACGAUGCCGCCCGAGGAAGAGGGCGAUUUGUCUGAAGAUACCGAUGGCUCCGUCCCAGCGUCGCCACACCACCACCCGGGCAUGUCGCAAGACGACGAUUAUGGCCAGGAACAAGUCACCGUCUGCAAGUGGGACGGUUGCACGGCGGGCGAUCUCCAAAACAUGGAUAACCUGGUAGAGCAUCUCCAUGACGAUCACAUUGGUACAAGACAGAAGAAGUAUAGUUGCGAAUGGAGCGACUGUACGAGGAAAGGCAUACCCCAUGCCAGUGGCUAUGCGUUGAGGGCACAUAUGCGCUCUCAUACAAGGGAAAAGCCUUUCUACUGCACGCUUCCGGAAUGCGACCGUUCCUUCACACGCUCCGAUGCGUUGGCCAAGCAUAUGCGAACUGUCCAUGAGACUGAAGCCCUCCGCCCCUCGGACCCCGUCCCUAAGCACCACUCGUCCAACCCCACCAACAACAAGCAGCGCCUCAAGCUCGUCCUCAACAACGAGGCCAAGAAGCUGCCACACGACAAGGGCUCAACACCCGGCUCCCCAUCCUCACAUUCCCAUCCGCCCAACAGCGCGACAAUCCCGCCCAACGCACCUGCAUCAGAUGCCGACUACGCCCACAACAACGUCAUCUACCUGCAAGACCUCGCCAACCCAAACGCGCCAACGCUCGUGCAAUUUCCACCAGACAUAGAGUUUACACCCGAAGAACUACAGAAACCCGCUCCAGAUCUAUUCCAACUGCUACGUCGACAAUUACUCUGGGCGACGCAGGAAGGCGAACAAUUGCGCGCCGAAGCUGAAGAGCUGGAGAGAGUGCGCCAUGAGGAGUGGCAGGCCAAGGAGCUUCUGUUUGAGAACUUCAUGGAAGCACAAGCAGCGACGGAGCGGCGGCGACGAGUCGAGGAGGGCAUGCCAGAUGACAUGGAGGGCUGGCAGUCUGUGGAGAACGAUAUCAUGCCCGCGAAAUCUCUCCCCAUGGCACCAAAGGAUGGACGGCUGCCGUGGUGGCGAGACGAGACUGCGCAAGCCCAGCGGCCCAAGAUUGAGGAGGGGACACAGCCACCCAGGCCACCUCCAGCGGAUAUUCGGCACCAUGAGGAGCUCCAGCCGCAAGUCCCUGUGGCUUAG
Alternaria atra is the source of this 1281-nucleotide messenger RNA. RefSeq lists its product as uncharacterized. NCBI's taxonomy places the organism in Eukaryota, Fungi, Ascomycota, Dothideomycetes, Pleosporales, Pleosporaceae. The transcript is spliced from 2 exons. The coding region runs from base 1 to 1281 and encodes 426 amino acids. Gene Ontology annotation, cellular component: nucleus. The record is from RefSeq and is a predicted model, not a curated record. Gene Ontology annotation, molecular function: DNA-binding transcription factor activity, RNA polymerase II-specific; RNA polymerase II cis-regulatory region sequence-specific DNA binding. Gene Ontology annotation, biological process: regulation of transcription by RNA polymerase II.